Molecule: messenger RNA, 1447 nt
Organism: Gymnogyps californianus (California condor)
Lineage: Eukaryota; Metazoa; Chordata; Aves; Accipitriformes; Cathartidae
Gene: TCN2
Product: transcobalamin 2
Exons: 10
Coding region: 58-1419 (453 amino acids)
Biological process (GO): cobalamin transport
Molecular function (GO): cobalamin binding
Source: RefSeq, a predicted model, not a curated record
CCGUGCUGUGCCGUGCCGUGCCGUGCCGUGCUGCGGCACCCACCGCCCCGCUCCGGCAUGUGGCUGCUCCUCAUCCUGCUGCAGGCUGCGGUCCUGCCUGCCCAGCUCUGCGAAGCCCCGGGGGAGGCAGCAGCGGUGCGGGCGCUGAGCGCCCGGCUGCUGGGGCUGGCGGCGGACCCGGCACGGGACCCCGACCCCAGCGUCUACCUGGCCCUUCGCCUGGCUGGCGACCACGACCUGUGUGGGGAGGAGCGGUACCUGGCGCGGCUGCGGGACGCCUUCCAGCACCGCUAUGGCCGGAGCCUGCAGGCAGCCGGCCGGCCCCACGCUGCGCCCCACGGCCACCCCCAGCGCGACGCUGCGGCCGCCGAGCACAGCACGAGCGCUGAGGCGGAGUGGCCGGAGACGGGGCGGCUGGCGCUGUACCUGCUGGGGCUGCGGGCCACUUGUCCCCCACCGGAGCCCGGUCCCCAGCGCUCACUGGUGACAUGGCUGAAGUACUACCUGGAGAAGGACUGGGCAGGCUCCCGGCAGCACGGCCACCCCCUCACCAGUUACUACCAGUACAGCCUGGGCGUGCUGGCGCUGUGCGUCCAUGGCAAGCGGGUGCGGGAGGAGGUGAUCCGCCGGCUCCUGGCGGCUGAGCAGCACGGCAGGUUUGGGCACGCCGGUGGCAGCGCCACGGACACGGAGGCGGUGGCGGCACUGGCCUUCACCUGCCUGGAGCGGGAGCGGCUGGUGGGGGCCGGGCUGGCGGCGGAGCUGCGGGCGGCCACGCGCCGGGCGAGGAGGAGGAUGGUCGAGGCGCAGGGCCCGGACGGCUUCUUUGGCAAUGUCUACAGCACCCCGUGGGCCAUGCAGGUCUUCAUCGCCACCAACACGUGCCGGACGCAGCCGGCGUAUGGCCGGGCCAUGGCUGCGCUGCUGGAGAACCUGGAUGCCUUCACCACCGCCGCAACCAUGGCCCAGGCGCUGCCGGCACUGCACGGCCGCUCUUACCUGGACAUCGCCUCCAUGCGCUGCCAGGAGGAGCCAGAUACGCUGACGCCCAUCAGCCCUGAGCCGAUGCCCGAGAUGCCGAUGCCGGGGAACAUGACGGUGCGGCUGGUGGUGGAGUGCCACAAGCCGAGGUGUCCCCAGCACCGGCUCUACAACUGGCCGGUGCCAGCGCCCGCUGGUGCCUCCCUCCUGGAUGUGCUCAGGGCGGCCACCGUGCAGGGACACCACAACUUCACGUUUGACACCCAGGACACCCCCCAGGGCCCCUUUCUGAGCAGGGUGCUGGGGCUGGAGGCCCAGCAGCAGAAGCGGAGCUACUGGCAGCUCCUCACCGCCCCCAGCACCAGCCUGCAGAUGGGUGUCGCCGACUACAGACCCCGCGACGGGGAGACCCUCAUCCUGCGCCUGAGCGAGUGGUAGAAGGCGGGGGGGGACGCGAUGGCAAUGA